This is a messenger RNA of Acomys russatus (golden spiny mouse), 1685 nucleotides long. RefSeq names its product keratin, type I cytoskeletal 14. NCBI's taxonomy places the organism in Eukaryota, Metazoa, Chordata, Mammalia, Rodentia, Muridae. The record is from RefSeq and is a predicted model, not a curated record. Gene Ontology annotation, molecular function: structural molecule activity. The coding region runs from base 77 to 1519 and encodes 480 amino acids. The transcript has 8 exons. Gene Ontology annotation, cellular component: keratin filament.
GCAUCCCCAUCCUUCACUGGCAGCAGCUCUCUCUUCUCUCUGCUGACUUGCCCACGCUCUUACCAACCGCACCAACAUGGCCACCUGCAGCCGCCAGUUCACCUCCUCCAGCUCCAUGAAGGGCUCCUGUGGCAUCGGUGGUGGUUCUAGCCGCAUCUCCUCCGUCCUGACUGGAGGAUCCUGCCGUGCUCCCAGCACCUAUGGGGGCCUGUCAGUCAGCUCCUCUCGCUUCUCCUCUGGGGGAGCCUGUGGGCUUGGGGGUGGCUAUGGCUUCAGCAGCAGCAGCAGCUUUGGUGGAGGCCUCGGUGGUGGUUUUGGGGGAGGCAUUGGUGGUGGUAUUGGGGGAGGCCUUGGUAGUGGUUUUGGGGGAGGCCUCGGUAGUGGUUUUGGUGGUGGCGUUGGUGAUGGGCUCCUGGUGGGCAGUGAGAAAGUGACCAUGCAGAACCUCAACGACCGCUUGGCCACCUACCUGGACAAGGUGCGUGCCCUGGAGGAGGCCAACGCUGACCUGGAGGUGAAGAUCCGUGACUGGUACCAGAGGCAGCGGCCCACUGAGACCAAAGACUACGGCCCCUACUUCAAGACCAUCGAGGAGCUGAGGAACAAGAUCCUGGCAACCACUGUGGACAAUGCCAGUGUGGUUCUGCAGAUUGACAAUGCCCGACUGGCCGCUGAUGACUUCCGCACCAAGUACGAGACAGAGCUGAACAUGCGCAUGAGCGUGGAGUCUGACAUCAACGGCCUGCGCAAGGUGCUGGACGAGCUGACCCUGGCCAGAACUGACCUGGAGAUGCAGGUCGAGAGCCUCAAGGAGGAGCUGGCCUACCUGAAGAAGAACCAUGAGGAGGAAAUGGCCUCCAUGAGAGGCCAGGUGGGUGGAGAUGUCAACGUGGAGAUGGAUGCCGCUCCUGGUGUGGACCUGAGCCGCAUCCUGAAUGAGAUGCGUGAUCAGUAUGAGAAGAUGGCGGAGAAGAACCGCAAGGAUGCCGAGGAGUGGUUCUUCACCAAGACUGAGGAGCUGAACCGCGAGGUGGCCACCAACAGCGAGCUGGUACAGAGUGGCAGGAGCGAGAUCUCUGAGCUCCGGCGCACUUUGCAGAACCUGGAGAUCGAGCUGCAGUCCCAGCUCAGCAUGAAAGCAUCCUUAGAGAACAACCUGGAGGAGACCAAGGGCCGCUACUGCAUGCAGCUGGCUCAGAUCCAGGAGAUGAUCAGCAGUGUGGAGGAGCAGCUGGCUCAGCUGCGCUGUGAGAUGGAGCAGCAGAAUCAGGAGUACAAGAUCCUGCUGGAUGUGAAGACGCGCCUGGAGCAGGAGAUCGCCACCUACCGCCGUCUGCUGGAGGGCGAGGAUGCCCACCUCUCGUCCACCCAGUUCUCCUCAUCCUCUCAAUUUUCCUCUGGCUCUCAGUCAUCCAGAGAUGUGACCUCCACCAACCGCCAAAUCCGCACCAAAGUCAUGGAUGUGCAUGAUGGCAAGGUGGUCUCCACCCACGAGCAGGUCCUGCGCACCAAGAAUUAAGGCUGCUAGGCACUGCUCAGGCUUAGAAGGCUCCCGCAUGGACACAGAUACACAGAAAGAGCCCAUCUACUGUCCCUAGACACUUCACCCUUUACUUGACCCUUGUCCCUCCUGGCAAGCAAUAAAGCUUCUUUUUCUGAGUUGCACAAUCACUGUCUCCCUGGUC